This is a messenger RNA of Prosopis cineraria, 1458 nucleotides long. RefSeq lists its product as uncharacterized. The record is from RefSeq and is a predicted model, not a curated record. Bases 39 to 989 code for a protein of 316 amino acids. NCBI's taxonomy places the organism in Eukaryota, Viridiplantae, Streptophyta, Magnoliopsida, Fabales, Fabaceae. The transcript has 2 exons.
CCAAGCUUUCAUUUUUACCUGUCACGUAAAGCCCUAAAAUGUUGGGAAAUCUUCGAUCCCGGCGUCGUCCUCCUUAUGGCACGUAUAUUUGUGCGGCCGUUUCGUCCAUUCUUCUCAUGCUUUCGGUGUCUUUCUUGUACACUAGCCUUUCUCACUCCCAUCCUCAUUUCCAUACCCACCUCUACCACCGUACCUCCAGAGCCUCGCUUCACUCCGUCAACUGUGACUCUCUCCUAUCGGAUUCUGUCGAUGACAACAUCUCCGGCACCGAAGACAAGAUCGACGCCCUCGACGUCAUUGAAGAACAACAGGAAGAUGACGAUUUGAAGAAUAUCGAAUUCGAAGAAGAAGAUGAGCCGUUCGAGCAAAUCAAGGUUUCUGGGCAUUUCUUUGAUCAUUUGAGCGGGGUUAUUCGGAGGGUAUAUGACAAACGUUCGAUUGAGGCAUGGGAAGAUACUCAGGCUGGGUUUUUUGUGGGAGCCGGGGUUGAGGAUCGGAGCAAGGCAGCGUUUGGCUCCGACGAUGUACCGGUGGACGAUCUGGUGAGGAGAAAAGCGACUCAGGUGUCGGGGAUUGAGGAUGCGCUGUUGUUGAAGGUGGGCAAGAGGGUUUCGCCGUUAAGGGAAGGCUGGGGUGAUUGGUUCGACAAGAAAGCUGAUUUCCUGAGGAAGGACAAGAUGUUGAAGUCGAAUUUUGAGGGUUUGAAUCCUGUGCACAAUCCGAUUCUGCAAGACCCAGAUGGAGUGGGUGUGACUGGGUUGACAAAAGGUGAUCGCAUUUUCCAGAAAUCACUUAUAGAUGAUUUCAAGAAAGUCCCAUUUCCAUAUCUCGGCUCCACAGAGACCCGAGAUUCGUCCAAGAUGCAAGGAAAGGAGGCUAAAGUAGAAGAAUGCGAUAGCAAGACAGGAGGUAAGAUGUUCCCAGUGGACGACACUGAUGUUGGAAAAUGCAUCCCUAAAAUUAGCGAAAAAGCUCAAGAACAUCGGUGACUGUGCCAGCUAAAACGAAAAGUGAGAGUAUUGUCGCUGAAAGAAGACAUGGCAACCGAGUUCUGAUAGUUAUUGUCAAAGAAGUUGAUCAUAUACUUCAAUACCAAGGAAAGGAAAUGGUGCCGCAAAGGACAUUCAAGAGUAGGAAGGAUCGUGUUCUUGAAGCAGUAUAGUGUUGCGGAAUUGACAGAAACGACGUUGAACCUGCACUUCUUUCAAUCAAUUUCUCUUAUAGAUGCAGUUAGAAAUUGAGUUUCACCCUCUGAUGUCCAUGCAUUUGUAGUUUACCAUAGCAUGAUCUUUGUCUUUGUCUGUCUGUGAGAAGGAUAUCUGGCUCACUCCUUUCACAUGUGCCCUCUAUCGAAGUAACUCAAUACCCCCUUGAUGUAUUCAUGUCUUUGAAGGAGGAGUAAUACAAAACAACAUCAUUGGACAUGAAACUCACGUUCCUUGUUCAUAGUACAUUAGA